AUGGUUGCUCGCAUUCUGAUCUUGCUAGGAGUACUGCUAGCAGUGUCUUUUACUAUCGGCUUGGCAUUUGACCAGAGCGCUCUUCAAGAUUUCUGCGUUGCAGAUCAAACAAGUUCAGUUCUGGUGAAUGGUUUAGCCUGCAAGGAUCCCAAGCUAGCUCAAGCCAAUGACUUCAUCUUCAGUGGACUUCACAUAGCAGGCAACACAUCAAAUGUGUUUGGGUCAAAGGUGACACCGGUUAUCGUGGGCCAACUAGCAGGGUUGAACACACUUGGUAUCUCCAUUGCCCGCAUUGAUUACCAACCAUGGGGUAUCAAUCCUCCUCACAUGCACCCUCGGGCCACAGAAAUUCAAGUCGUCUUUGAAGGUGACCUCGAAGUUGGUUUUGUCACAUCCAACCCCGAAAAUCGUCUCAUCACAAAGGUGCUACAAAAGGGUGAUGUUUUUGUCUUCCCCAUUGGUCUCAUGCACUAUCAAAGAAACGUAGGUUCUAUUAAUGUUGUUGCCAUUGCUGCUCUGAGCAGUCAAAACCCUGGAGUCAUCACAAUUGGGAAUGCGGUGUUUGGGUCUACACCAGAAAUCACAAGUGACAUUCUUAUGAAGGCUUUCCAAGUUGAUAAGAAUGUUGUCGAUUACAUCAAAUCCAAGUUCUAG
This is a messenger RNA of Juglans microcarpa x Juglans regia, 654 nucleotides long. Its product is annotated as putative germin-like protein 2-1. Bases 1 to 654 code for a protein of 217 amino acids. The transcript is spliced from 3 exons. Gene Ontology annotation, molecular function: manganese ion binding. Lineage: Eukaryota; Viridiplantae; Streptophyta; Magnoliopsida; Fagales; Juglandaceae. The record is from RefSeq and is a predicted model, not a curated record. Gene Ontology annotation, cellular component: cell wall.